Lutzomyia longipalpis is the source of this 870-nucleotide messenger RNA. RefSeq names its product 39S ribosomal protein L16, mitochondrial (gene mRpL16). Gene Ontology annotation, molecular function: rRNA binding; structural constituent of ribosome. Lineage: Eukaryota; Metazoa; Arthropoda; Insecta; Diptera; Psychodidae. The transcript is spliced from 3 exons. Bases 86 to 811 code for a protein of 241 amino acids. The record is from RefSeq and is a predicted model, not a curated record. Gene Ontology annotation, biological process: mitochondrial translation. Gene Ontology annotation, cellular component: ribosome; mitochondrial large ribosomal subunit.
UCAUGCUCAAGAAAUGUUUCAUAACAGAUAAACGUAACCUCACUUCUGGCACAGGCAUCGCGAAAUUUUUAUUUUCAUCCACAAAAUGUUAAAAUUAAGUCGAAUAGGAAGACUUUUAGAAAAUGUCCCACAGCUGUGGAAUUGCAGUCAAAUAGCAGGGCUGAAGUACUUUCCGGCUCCAAUAAAAUUUGACGCAUUUGAAAAAGUUGAUCGACCAAAGCUGAAAAUUGUUGAGAAAGUUCCGCAGUUUACGGCUGGAUUGCGUCCACCAAAGAUGCAGAAGCGCCUGAGGUUGAUGCGUGGUCCGGAGCUUGUGCACAAUAAAUUGAUUCAUCGGCAGUAUGGGAUUAUCGCCCUGGGCGGCGGGAGGCUCAAAUGGAAUCAUUUUGAGAUGAUGCGAAUGGGGGUUGGGCGGAAAAUUGACGUCAAUCGCAUGUUUGCCAUUUGGCGCGUUGAUCCUCCGUGGCAGCCGGUCACGAAGAAGGGCCAGGGGCAGCGAAUGGGUGGCGGGAAAGGUGCCAUAGAUCACUACGUGAGCCCCAUCAAGGAAGGGAGGGUGAUUAUGGAGCUUGGGGGGCAUUUGGAGUAUCCAGAAGCUUACAAAAUCCUCCAAUUGGUUGCCCACAAGCUGCCCUUUAAGGCGCUCGUUGUGUCCCAGGAAAUCAUGGAGAAGCGUCAGGCUGAGGAGGAGGAGCGAAAGCGCUCUAAUACAAACCACUACACGAUGAAGUACGUCAUUCAAAAUAACUUUGGGGGCUGCCACAACUGGCUAUCGCCCUUUGACCACAAAUGGUUUGGACGGUAUCGGUAGAAAUUGUCCGGAAGUUUCCUUCUUGGGCUAGAUUAGUGAAUAAAUUGUUUAAGAAAUAA